AUGCUCAUGUAUGUCAGUUUAUUCAUCCUUUUCUUCUUUCCCAACUUUUCCGUCGCACCCCUGCUUCUACAUUUGCUUCAUUAUGACUUUUGUUCUCUUUGUCUCGCUUCCUGUGAUAUUACUUAUUAUGUAAGCCAAUCUCUGGUCCUUUUCUUAAUAAAGAUAAAUAUAAAUUAUUCCUAUCCCUCCCCUCCUUCUUUAAUUUCGACCAUAUAUGUCGUCGCCCUCCUCCUCAUCUCUCUAUCACCUUACAUCAACGCAAAUCUGCCUCUCAAAUGCUACCGGAUUUCAUCCCGGAAUCCACAACACUAUCUAUCUAUCUAUCUAUCUAUCUAUCUAUCUAUCUAUCUAUCUAUCUGCAUGCGCACAUUAAAUAUCUACUCUCUCACUUGCUAUCUCGUCCCCUCAUCCAUGCAUAGGAAUACAAAUAUACCUUCUGUUUUGUUUUCUGUUUACUUUUCCCUACAGUGA
Messenger RNA from Acanthosepion pharaonis, 471 nucleotides. The record is from the annotation of a GenBank genome assembly. Lineage: Eukaryota; Metazoa; Mollusca; Cephalopoda; Sepiida; Sepiidae.